This is a messenger RNA of Opisthorchis viverrini, 567 nucleotides long. RefSeq lists its product as hypothetical. The annotation marks the transcript as partial. The record is from RefSeq and is a predicted model, not a curated record. Lineage: Eukaryota; Metazoa; Platyhelminthes; Trematoda; Opisthorchiida; Opisthorchiidae. The transcript is spliced from 2 exons.
AUGGACUGCUCUAUCGGAUACCUCACUAUGUUGGAAAGUCAGAUUACUGCUGCGAAACUUGGCACACCGCAGCACGAACGGUACACAAAUUUCAUUCUCCCCAAGCCGCCCUGCGACCUCGACUUUGAUGGAACGGUCAGAACACUGUCCCAGAUAUUCGGCAAUCAAAGCUCACCAUUCAUUAUCCGUUACCAAUGCCUAAAAGUGAUCAAGAAAGAUGAGGAUUUAAUCACAUUUGCCGGUGUUGUCAGUCGGAAAUGCGAACGCUUCAAGCUCAGCUCAAUGACGGAGAAUAAGCUUAAGUGCCCCAUUUCGGCAUCCGGUCUCCAGUUGCCCCGAGAUGCUGGCAUCAAAACGCGGAUGCUUAGUGGAAUUGGACAGGAUGCCGAAAUGACUAUGCAGAGCUUCACCACCGACUGCCAAUGCCUCGUUAACCUGAAGCAUGAUACGGUCAUGAUCGGCCACCCACGAGUGGCUUUGUGCAGCAGUGCUCAGACAUUCAAAUCCACAACGCCUAAGAAAUAUGGCAACAUGCCCGAGCAAGCCUUUCACAAGUUGUUAGCACUG